AGCUCAAGAAGAGGCCACAGACAGAAUCCAAAACCAGAACAUCGAGAUGGAGCCUCAGCCUCAGACAGAGGAUUUCGCUGACACAGAAAGGAAAAGAAAUUCUCAUCCAUCUACACAGGUUACACACGGAUGUAGAAACUUAAAUAAAAGACGACGGUUUGGUGAGAUUUAUGAACUGGAAGUAGAUGAACGAAAAAUGAUACUGGAAAAACACAAGCUUUGGAUGAGAGAGAAAGAAGAAAAACUAAAGCAAAGAACAGAGAAACAUUAUGUGGAAAUGCAAUUGAAGAAACAAAAACACGAACAGAGAAUGAGAGAAAGAGAAGAGAAACUGAGAAUGAAAAUAGAAAGACAUGUGCUAGAGCAGAGACUUUUAGAACAGAAGCUCCACAAGGAAGAAAGUAAAGGGAUGUUGACAUCAAGCCAUGAGAUACUGGAUGUAGCAGGACCCAGCUACAUACAGCUGUAGGUCAAGGCGUGAUUUUCUUUAUGGUUUUGUUGGGCUGUCUUGGCCUGUCAUACUAAAAAAAUACUGUCAUUUUUUAAUGUUAUAUUCGAUUAUUCAUAUACUCUUCCUGUCAAUCGGGACAGUUAUUCUUAAUCUUUUUUAGAGAAUGAUCUAGAAAUAAAUUGUGUCAUCUCUCACAGAUAGUAUAAACAUAUUUAAAAGUCUAUAAAAUAUUUAUCUUUUUUAAAAAUUAU
Messenger RNA from Physella acuta, 702 nucleotides. Its product is annotated as merozoite surface protein 9-like. Lineage: Eukaryota; Metazoa; Mollusca; Gastropoda; Physidae. The record is from RefSeq and is a predicted model, not a curated record.